Molecule: messenger RNA, 906 nt
Organism: Parastagonospora nodorum SN15
Lineage: Eukaryota; Fungi; Ascomycota; Dothideomycetes; Pleosporales; Phaeosphaeriaceae
Exons: 1
Coding region: 1-906 (301 amino acids)
Source: RefSeq, a predicted model, not a curated record
AUGCUCCCGAAUCCUGAGAAUACGAACAGUACUGAUGCUGGCAGCGAUUCCUGCGUAGCGAGGAGCAGGAGGAGAUGGGGAGUAUUGAUUACUCUAGAGGAGCUGUCAAAAAUUUCCGACGAUUUCCGAGAACAACCGGCGACAUUUUCUGGUGCAAUGGCGCACGCCAUUGCUCCCGAUCCGUCUACUUCACUUCGUGGGAUCAGUAACGUUGAAUCUUGCCUGCCCCAGCGGCCUUACGAAGCUAGUGUGGCCUCGCCGGUCUGUACGUCCAGCUCCUACCCCGAGCUUGUCGACUGCGGGCCUGACACUGCCUGUACCACGCCUCCAGCGUCACCACGCACAUUCUAUCACGACGUCUCUAUUCCAAAUACUCCGCAAGAUUGUUUCUUCCGAUCUUACUUCUCGGACUCCAGCGUAUCUUCGCCAUCCCCCGGAAGUAGCCCUUCCGAUGGAUCAACCACGAUGGUUCCCAGGAUUGCUUCAAAUCCUACAGCAAUGCAGCGCGACGAUCAGACCCCACAAUCACCCAGACUCUUAGAUCUUGGACGUCCUGCCAAUGAUUUGGGCAGCCCAGACCUCUGGGAAUCCAAGGUCUCAUCCUUCCCCCAUUAUAUGGGUCCUCACAAGCCCGAUUACACUGACAGACCUGGCACCUACAUCUGUUCUCCCGUCUUCUCUGGGAGGGCUCAAGUUGUCACAAUUCCCAAACGUCGACUACCUCUUCUCCUUCCUCCGCCAAAACCCGGACCCGCGAUGCGUGGGGAACUCCACGAUGCAUCCUCCGGCAACACUUCAAAGACUCGGGCAAAAAAAAGACACCGGUCUCAGCCUAAGGGCUCGCCCCAACGCAUCCUGCUCACCAGGCUGGCGCAGGGAGCGGAGGAAAAUGUUGCCUUUAUUUAA